AUGCUCUCUGGCGGGGAGAUCCUGGUCGUGCGCUCCAUCAACGUCCGUGACCAGAUCCAGAUCUUCUCGCGGACGGGGCAACAUCUGAAAACAGGGGACGACGAUAUCCGAACCGCGGCGCUGCUGCACUUGCGUGGCGCCGAAUACGGCACCAACACCCGCACCAUCAUCCCCAUGGGCGAGACCAUGGGCGGAUUGAACUGCGCGACGGCAAUGGUCCAGCAACCGGACAUAUUUGACGCUGUGGUCCUCAACGCCGGCGCCGUGGAUACUCUGCACCGUCAGAGACUGGGGCGCAGCGAUCGCGGUGGCCGGGACAUCGGCGACGUGCAUGACCCCGUCGACUUCGACUUCAUCAGCAAGUGGUCGCCGCUUGACAAGGCCCGGUCUGGCGAUGACUUCGUGAGCUAUUCGCACGGCUGCAAGACGGCCGCCGCAUUGCAGUGUGCCCGUGCUGCCGCUGGUGGCGAUCUCACCCAUGACCAAGGGCUUACAGAGGCGACGACAUACCUGAGGAUUAUCAGAGACUAG
Molecule: messenger RNA, 531 nt
Organism: Cladophialophora bantiana CBS 173.52
Lineage: Eukaryota; Fungi; Ascomycota; Eurotiomycetes; Chaetothyriales; Herpotrichiellaceae
Exons: 2
Coding region: 1-531 (176 amino acids)
Biological process (GO): proteolysis
Molecular function (GO): serine-type peptidase activity
Source: RefSeq, a predicted model, not a curated record